CCCACAGACUGGGAAGUCCCCAGGAUCUCUUUAAUGGUUCCAGAGAGUUCUCUGGCUAAAGAUUGGUGCUGCAUCUGUUGAGCAAUGUUGACAGCCUCAUCAAAAGUGAUAUUUCCACUGUGUUUAAUGUUAUCCUGUUUCUUUCUGUCUCUUGGUGGUUCCUUGAAGGCUUCGAUGAUCUGGGCAGAAGCAGAAGGUACCACCUCAAUCUGGGCCUGUCUGUUCUGAAUGCAAAGUGAGUUGAAUUCCUUCUUGUGGACCAUUAAGCGAGACCCGCCAUCUUACUUCUUUGGCACGAUCCAUGUCCCAUACACCCGAGUUUGGGACUUCAUCCCCGACAACUCUAAGGAGGCUUUCCUGCAGAGCAGCACUGUGUACUUUGAGUUGGACCUCACAGACCCCUAUACGAUCUCAGCUCUCACCAGCUGUCAGAUGCUGCCACAGGGCAAGAACCUCCAAGAUGUGCUCCCCAAGGACAUCUACUGCCGCCUCAAGCGCCACCUGGAGUAUGUCAAGCUCAUGAUGCCCUCGUGGAUGACCCCAGACCAGCGCGGCAAGGGACUCUACGCAGACUACCUCUUCAAUGCCAUUGCCGGAAACUGGGAGCGCAAGAGGCCUGUAUGGGUGAUGCUUAUGGUCAACUCCCUUACUGAAGUGGACAUUAAGUCCCGUGGGGUGCCUGUCUUAGACCUGUUCCUUGCCCAGGAGGCUGAGCGGCUGAGGAAACAGACUGGGGCAGUGGAAAAGGUGGAAGAGCAGUGCCAUCCAUUGAAUGGGUUGAACUUUUCACAGGUCAUCUUUGCUUUGAACCAGACCCUCCUGCAGCAGGAGAGCCUGCGAGCGGGCAGUCUUCAGAUCCCCUACACGACGGAGGAUCUCAUCAAACACUAUAACUGCGGGGACCUCAGCUCCGUCAUCCUCAGCCAUGACAGCUCCCAGGUUCCCAAUUUUAUUAAUGCCACGCUACCACCUCAGGAGCUCAUCACUGCUCAGGAGAUUGACAGCUACUUACGCCGGGAGCUGAUCUAUAAGCGGAAUGAGAGAAUAGGGAAGCGGGUGAAGGCCCUUUUGGAGGAGUUCCCUGACAAAGGCUUCUUCUUUGCCUUUGGAGCUGGUCAUUUCAUGGGCAACAACACAGUGCUGGAUGUUUUGCGGCGUGAAGGCUAUGAGGUAGAACACGCCCCUGCUGGACGACCCAUCCACAAAGGGAAGAGUAAAAAGACCUCCACACAGCCCACCCCGUCCACCGUCUUUGCUCCAAAAGUGUCUACCCCCGAAGUACCGACACCGGAAGCCAUAUCCUCGGUGCACUCAACGCUGCCGACCCUUGUGUCCCGGCCUGGAAGUGCCCACCCUCCCAGUGACGCCGAGCAGAAGUUCCGGAAGAAGCGGAGGCGACCACGGCGGAGGCAGCGACUCGGACAGUUCAGCGAUCUGUGGGUCCGCCUGGAGGAGAGUGACGUGGUCCCGCAACUCCAGGUCCGUGUCCUGGACAGGCACAUCUCCACUGAGCUGCAGUUCCCUCGCCAUGGGCAUUCCCACCACAGCCAGAUGGUGGCCAGCAGUGCCUGCCUGUCUCUCUGGACUCCUGUGUUCUGGGUGCUGGUGCUGGCUUUCCAAACAGAGACACCUCUCCUGUAACGACCAGAAGUACCGGGCUAAUACCCUGACCCCUUGGACUUGAAGGAUGGCCAUUCCUGUACUCCACAUUCUGGUCUAGCCUUGUUGGGCCCAAUCCAACACUGAAAAAGAAGCCCAGUGUUGAUUCUUCUCUUUCCAAGGAAUGAGACUUUGGGUUAUCCAACUUUGGGGGGAGGUGUACAGUUUUGUAACAUAAUGAGUUGUGUGAAAAUAAAUUAUAAAUGAGUUGUAUGAAAAUAAAACCCUUUUUUUUGUGUA
Macaca mulatta (Rhesus monkey) is the source of this 1899-nucleotide messenger RNA. The record is from RefSeq and is a predicted model, not a curated record. Lineage: Eukaryota; Metazoa; Chordata; Mammalia; Primates; Cercopithecidae.